Molecule: messenger RNA, 1477 nt
Organism: Bombus impatiens (common eastern bumble bee)
Lineage: Eukaryota; Metazoa; Arthropoda; Insecta; Hymenoptera; Apidae
Product: ester hydrolase C11orf54 homolog
Exons: 7
Coding region: 343-1302 (319 amino acids)
Cellular component (GO): nucleus
Molecular function (GO): hydrolase activity, acting on ester bonds; zinc ion binding
Source: RefSeq, a predicted model, not a curated record
UUUUGAUUCGGCAGUGGUAAUGUCAUGUAAAUCUUUCGCCAAUAUUUUUACAUAUUAAGAAAUACACGUUAUAUUGAACAUAACUAUAAAUUAUUCUACAUAUCUCUAUAACGGAGAUUCCGUAUAGGAAUUAUUAUAAUUGAAUAUAUAUAUGUAUAUGUAAGGAACUGAUUUAUUACAUUCUUAUGAAAUAAAAGGUCGUGCUCAAACACAUGAUUAGAUAAAUCAAGUUUCGCUUGACGAACUACAUUCAAGAUCUUAUAUACGUACUACGUUUCUUUCAUUUACUCUCUUUAAUUCAAUUCUUAUUUACAGGUAAUUUUAUAUAUCAAUAUAUCGAUUAUGACUACUUUAAAUCCCAAUGAACUUACCAUAGUAAAAAGAGACCUACAUGUUCCUUCUCUUGAUGAAAUAAAAGAUGUCUUAAAAGAAGGAUUGAUUAAAAAUUUCGCGGAUGUAGAAGUAGAAGUUGUUGAUUGUCCAGAUUUAACGAAAGAACCUUUCACACUUGCUGCGCCAGGAUUAGCUGGCAACCCAACAUUACUAGAAAUUGGUGGACCAGCAUUUCUUCUUCCUACUGUACAAAAAAAUAAAUUAUAUGACAUCCAACAACUUUUGGAUCACUUACAAUACAAAGAAGAUUCUUUUGUUGUUGGAGCAGGAGCUGGUCCAUGGCCAUAUCUAAAUUCCAAUUGUGAGCUUAUAAUGAAUUUAAGUGUUUCACCAUCCAGUGUGCAAAAUGAAACUCGUAUUUCAUCUGUCAAUACAACAAAUGGAAAUUGUGUGCUUCAAACAUUACCUAAUACUGAAACAAGACUCGCUUUAUUAGCUAAUUUGUUUGUUACUGGAGGGAAACCAGGUAAAGUUUUAAAAGUCCAUGCUACAAGACGUACUGGAAAUGAUGAUUUUAUUGCAUCUAUGCAAAAAGCAAUUGCUCUGCAUUAUCCAAAUAAUCUUGUUGGAUUAGGAGGAACGUUUUUAAUGAAAGAUGGAAAAGUUAAACAGCAUGUUAUGGCAGACUUCUCAAAAACUCCAUUAAAGACGGAAGCACAACUUAAUAAUUGGUUACACUUCUAUAAUAUGUCAACACCCCUAAUAGCUGUUGGUACAUUUGUCAGUUCUGAAAGUGAUUUAGAUCUUCGUGUUCAGCAUUUCCACAGCUUUUCCCAUCACGGAGAAGGUGGACAUUAUCAUAUUGAUACAACACCAGAAACUAUUGAAUACUUGGGAUAUUUCAACUUGGGUACUACACUUUACCGUGUAGAUAAACCACUAACUGGUAUUCAGUUUGGAAAGGAUUAAUUGCUGUUAUAUAAUUGUAUAUACAUUUUGUCUAAAAAGUGAUGCAUAAAUGUUUAUGGUAUAAUAAUCUUAUGAACAUAUUUCUUUUCUAACUAUAUAAUUCAAAUUAUUCGAAAGGAAAAAUAUAUUUUUCAAAUCAUUUUACUAUCAUAAUAAAAAUAAUCACUGAAAUAAA